GCCGAGUCGUCACCACGGUCGGAUGGGAAGACGCGGUUGUAGGCUUGCGCGUAUGAUACGGAAGAAGUGGGAGAGAGAGAAAGAGUUACCUUUCGGUCAGUAAUGUGUUGUGUAAACACGUGUGAGUGCGCCUCUUGUCCCCAGUGCUCUAGAAAUUGUGCAGAACGUCCGGGAAGGCCGUGAAAUAUUAUAAAAUUAAGUUCAGAAGCAAAACGUCAGGUGUAUCUUUUUAGCUACUCGACUUCACCGUUUCUCAACGGUUUACCAUUUGACAAGAAACGUUUGUACUCUGCUUUGUGCCACACGUGUUACAUUACUGGAUUUAAAAAUUAAAAUCAAUAUAAAAGAACCUGAAUUAAAAUGCCAAAUCAGAAAUGGAUCACAUUAAGAAUAUGUCUCUUUCUCUUUAUCGGCACGACGAAACUUACAAUCGGAAAUCCCAUCCGAGACGAGAGGUUGAAGAGAGAAGCGGAAAUAGCUGCAACCAAUUGGACUCAACUUGCAGAUGAAUGGUUCGCUGCCAGAGCAAAGGCUGCGGAAAAUUUCGAUGUUACCAUUUUGCCAUUCACUGAUACACUCAGAGAUUUACCACCAACCGUAGAAACUGUUGUCAUUAAUGGUACCAGCCCUGACCAACUUGAACGGUACAAUUAUUCUCGGAUGCUAUGGGAUAUGGAAUCUGCACAGCCAAGCGGACAACUCUCAGGAUUCGUAGACAAAGCUCUAAAGUUAUUAGACUUAAAGCAAGUUAUGAUGGAAGUCGAAACAUCUGUAAUGUCAAAAGUCUCCUGUACAGCGUGCAAAGCCGGCACGGGUCUGCUUCAGUAUUAUAUAAAGGCUGGAAAGAGUGACGAAGACAUUAUGAACAGUAUAUACCAAUUUUGCGUGUCCCUUAAUAUUCAGAGCUCACGAGUUUGUCAAGGAGUAACCUUGCUUUUUGGGAAGGAAGUUAUUUACGUUCUAAAACAAGUAAAUAUGGGUCCACCGCAAAUCUGCAGCUUCAUAAUUGGCGACGCUUGCGACGAUACCUACAAUCCUUUACACGAAUGGGAGGUAGCUUUUCCACCAGUGAACAAACCGCCCAUUAAACCGCCUAUACCGCCGGAAGACGGUGUACCGACCUUCAAAGUGCUUCACAUCUCUGAUACACAUUAUGAUCCGUACUAUCAAGAGGGCGCAAACGCGGAUUGCAAUGAACCAUUGUGCUGUAGACUUACCAAUGGAGCACCACUUAACUCGGCCGCUGCUGCCGGCCGUUGGGGAGACUACAGGAAAUGUGACACACCGAAAAGAACAGUCGAACAUAUGCUCAAACAUAUCGCCGACACGCAUUUAGAUAUAGAUUAUAUUCUAUGGACGGGAGACAUUCCACCCCAUGAUGUUUGGGCGCAAACGCGGGAAGACAAUUUGAAGGUUUUGGACGAGACUGUAGCACAGCUCACUGAAAAGUUUCCUGGAAUACCAAUCUUUCCAGCUCUAGGAAACCAUGAAAGUGCUCCUGUCAAUAGCUUUCCACCUUCUUUUGCUCCGAAGGAUAGUAGUAUAUCAUGGUUAUACGACGCCCUUGAUAAGCACUGGAGACGCUGGUUACCUGCAGGCGUUUCACACACUGUUCGCAGAGGUGCUUUUUAUUCGGUCCUAGUACGUCCAGGUUUCAGAAUACUUUCAGUCAAUAUGAAUUACUGCAAUAACAAAAAUUGGUGGCUGUUAAUUAACAGUACAGACCCAGUAAGUGAAUUACAAUGGCUCGUCUAUGAAUUACAAGGAGCUGAAAUGAAUGGUGAAAAAGUUCAUAUUAUUGGACAUAUACCACCAGGACAUUCAGACUGUUUGAAGGUGUGGUCCAGAAACUAUUACCAUAUCAUCAAUCGGUACGAGUCUACCAUCACAGCACAAUUUUUUGGACACACGCACUACGACGAGUUUCAGCUGUUCUAUGAUACAACUGAUCUUGGAAGAGCUCUCAGUAUAGCUUACGUUGGACCAUCAGUUACGCCUUAUGCUGAUCUUAAUCCAGGGUACAGAAUAUACUACGUCGAUGGCGAUCACCCGAAAACAACUAGAUUAGUUGUAGAUCACGAGACCUGGGUUAUGAAUCUGAAGGAAGCAAAUUUAUAUGAUUAUCCAAUGUGGCACAAACUAUAUAGUGCGCGACAAGCGUAUCAAAUGCCAUCUCUUUUGCCUAGAGACUGGGACUCUUUAAUAGAUAAAAUGAGUAACGAGCCGUCACUCUUUCAUCUUUAUUACAAGAACUACUAUAAAAAUUCUCCUGUGAGGCCAGCGUGCAAUGAUGAAUGUCGGAAAAGACUACUGUGUGAUUUACGAAGUGGUAGAAGUCACGAUCGCAAAGCAUUGUGUCAGAGUCUUGAAUCUAGGAUUGACAGUGAAACAAGGACAGGCUGGCGUGUUUGGAUUUACAAUGGAUUAGCAUUAUCGUACGUACAUAAUUUCUGGAUUAGCCUGUAUUCUAAUAAUACCGAAAAUAACAAAACUGAUGUGAAUAUUAUAUAUGACUCUGUUUAAAAAGUUUUGCACCAAAGUGUUAUGUAUAAUAACAUAAUAUGUGCCAUAUAAGUAUGUACUCUUGUUAGCAUAAUUUUCUAAUUAAGAAACCUGUUAGCUCAAAUUACGUCUGCGUAUAUAACACAAUUUAAAAUUUCGUUAUAAACACUGCAAUAUAAAUAUCUAACACCCUAAUAUCCUAUAUUGUAUCUAUUACUUAUAUUGCAUAACAAUCGUUUUACUUAACUGUAUCAUAUGUAAUUAUAUUUGAAAGUAUCAGACUGAUCUCUGUAUUAUGUCGAUAUAUUUACAAUGGAACAUACCAAAGUGGCAGUCGCAAAUUUUACUGCAAUUUUGUUACUGAGCAGUUCUAAAAAAAAUAUUGAACAUGUAAAUAUUUUCUUUAUCGACCAUUAUUCGCAUGAAAAUAUUAACACUAAAUGUACCGGCACUUUAUAUGUACCUAUCCCUACGAUAACUAGUGAAAUAAUUGAUUACAAAAUAAAAGUAAACAACUUAGACGAUAAAUGUUUCUUACUGAAAACAAAAACGAAAGGAUCGACAUAAAAUUGACAAAUUUAUUAAUCGGGCAUAAGGAAUAGUACUUUUUUUGAGAUCCAAGCCUGCAUUAGCUGCUCUGCCGAACCCAAGUCGCGAAUAUUCCCCUCCUCCUUUAUUAAUUUUUCUUAUUGCUUAACCUGCAGCUUUUCGCUGCUAGGUUUAAUGUUACGUUACGCGCGGUACGUUUAGUGCUAAAAACGGUCUUUAUAUAUAAGGAUGAGAAACAUCGUUAGUCGAAUUAUCUUACAAACAACUAGAGUUAGAAAUGGUUGGACCUAAAUAAUUUUAAACUUCUUUUGCAACUCCGUACUAUAAUAAUUUAAAAUAUCAUAAAAGAUUACUACCUGUUUGAUCGUAGGAAAUCCAAGAGAGCUAUAAUAAUUUCUUAUAUAAACUGACAGGAAAAUUAAUUGAAAUUUGACUAGAAAACCUAAAUAAAGAAAAUUAAGAAAUAUUACGUUUGUUUUAAUGGGCGCGGCAAUCAAGACGCGAGCAAAACAUUGUAUAUAUUUCGGACAGAGUAACACUUCACUUUUUUAUGCAUAAUGCGUAUUAUUAGUUUCGUGCUCAAUUUGUAUUCAACUAAUACGUACGCAAAUCUAAACAAAUAAAUAUUAAAAUAAUUCCAUUUUUGGAAGUAUUUAAUAUUACAAUUUUGUACUGAAAAAUUUCGAUGGUGGGAGACUGAACUUAUCGGUACGGUACAUUGAACAUUCAAUAGAGGUACUACAGUCACUUUUAUAGUGGAUGAGAAAUAUUAAGUAAUUAACUUAUAGUCUCACCUUUGGAGGUGUUUUUAUCAUUUUUAUGUGGAUGAUGGCCAAUGAAGAAACAAAUACGCUUGCGAAAAUAUUCUUACGAGGACUACUUUUUAUCAAAGUUGCGACAAAAUUUUAUUGGACAAAACAGUUUAAUAGGAGAAAAAUAGCAAGAAGGUAAAAACCUUCAACAAACGCUAUCUUUAUGUCUUAUUUAACGUUAGAUGUAUUAGGAUGUAACAUAUUUAAUGCGUUGAAUAUAAUAUAACAUAUUUUUUUAUUAUUACGUAUAAAAAUACUGUUACUUUAAUAUUAGUGUACUAAUUGUAAGAUGGUAUCACUUGAAUACUACUGUUACUAUAAUACUGCUACUCUGAUACUAUUAUUAAUAAAAUAAACUAUUAAUUUAAUUUCACUACUAACUUCGAGUAUGUAAAAAAGCAUCGCAUUUACAAAGCUAAUUACUAAACACCUUUGUAAAAAGCUACCACUGCAUAUUGUAAUGCUUUUGUCUUUAUAUUAAUAUAUCUUUAUUAUUAUUCUUUUCUUCCUAGUUACAAUUUUUUGAAUUGCACAUGGCAGCGAUAAUGCAUGCUUGCAAAGUGCUAUUUAUGUAUGAAAUGAUUGAAUUAUUAUAGAGAUGUUUACGUUAUUUGUGUUUCAGAAAUUUCCUUGUAAAGCAUUCGACAUCGUAAUUAAGCAACAGAGUACCACUGCAUGGUACUAGGAUGCUUUAUUUAUAUUACAUACGGGGAUUCC
Nomia melanderi (Alkali bee) is the source of this 4580-nucleotide messenger RNA. Its product is annotated as sphingomyelin phosphodiesterase. Gene Ontology annotation, cellular component: lysosome. Gene Ontology annotation, molecular function: acid sphingomyelin phosphodiesterase activity. Gene Ontology annotation, biological process: ceramide biosynthetic process; sphingomyelin catabolic process. The record is from RefSeq and is a predicted model, not a curated record. Lineage: Eukaryota; Metazoa; Arthropoda; Insecta; Hymenoptera; Halictidae.